This is a messenger RNA of Harpegnathos saltator (Jerdon's jumping ant), 1210 nucleotides long. Its product is annotated as hepatitis A virus cellular receptor 1-like. The coding region runs from base 219 to 839 and encodes 206 amino acids. NCBI's taxonomy places the organism in Eukaryota, Metazoa, Arthropoda, Insecta, Hymenoptera, Formicidae. The transcript has 2 exons. The record is from RefSeq and is a predicted model, not a curated record.
CAGGGCGGUAAGACGUGUCGGAAAGAUUCAAACUCGUAUUAAAUUUUCGUAAAUAAAAUACGGAUUAACUUGCGGAAACUGUGCUUAAUGGAUUUUACGAAAUUCAACAAAAAUAAGUUAUCACUAUAAUAAAACAGGUGCUAAAAGAAAUUUGACUUCCUAACUUUAAUUUCUUGGCUUUAAGGUUGUAGAGAACAUCGAGAUUAUUAAACGGCAUAAUGAAAGUAUUCUUCUAUGUUUUCUUAAUAAUUAUGCUGAUAACAUUCAGUCUAAUAUCACUUGGAAUAUCAAAAAGUGUCCCUCCAACAAGACAGCUUCCGUCUACGACCAACAUAGAAAUAUCAAAAAGAGUACUUGAAGCAACACAGCUUCCGUCUACGAACGGCAUAAGAAUGUCAGAAAAAGUACCUUCAGCAACACAGCUUCCAUCUACGACUGACAUAGGAAUGUCAAAAAGACUCCGUCUAACAACACAACUUCUGUCUACGACCGACAUAGGAAUGUCAGAAAAAGUACCUCCAACAACACAGUUUCCGUCUAAGAACGACAUAGGAAUGUCAGAAGGAGUAUCUCCAACAACACAGCUUCCGUCUUCGACCGAUAUAAGAAUGUCUAAAACAGUGCGUCUAACAACACAGCUUCCGUCUACAACCAACAUAGGAAUGUCAAAAAAAGUCCGUCCAAUAACACAGCUUUCAUCUACGACCAACACACCUUCAACAUCAUAUGAAUCAUUGAUUGAUAUACGUGUUAUUAUAGACACCCCGGAAUUUAACAUAGUGACCUGCCCACCAGGGCAACUAAAAGACUCAUGCGGAAUGUGUCGCGACAGGGAAUAGCAUUAAAGAUAAGCAGAAGUGGCGAUUUCGACACUGACAAGGAGCACUCCGAAAGACCAAACACAAGACCAAAAACAAGCCGCAGGACGCCGAUCUGCAAGCGUUAUUGAAUGAAGAUGAUACGCAAACACAAUAUCAACUUGCGGAGGCAUUAAGUAUGACUGCCAUGGGAAAAAUUUAAAAGGAAGGAAAAUGGAUGCCACAUGAGUUGACUGAGAGACAAAUGGAAAAUCGAAGAGCCACUUUUGAAAUUUUGCUUUUGCGGUAUGAAAGAAAUAGUUUCCUACAUCGAAUUGUUACUGGCAAUGAGAAGUGGAUAUAUUUCGAGAAUCCCAAACGCAAAAAAUCGUGGCUUUCACCUGGCGAAACAU